Messenger RNA from Alligator sinensis (Chinese alligator), 4034 nucleotides. It is a transcript of the gene STK17A, whose product is annotated as serine/threonine kinase 17a. Gene Ontology annotation, biological process: positive regulation of apoptotic process; intracellular signal transduction; protein phosphorylation. Gene Ontology annotation, cellular component: nucleus. Lineage: Eukaryota; Metazoa; Chordata; Crocodylia; Alligatoridae. The transcript has 7 exons. Gene Ontology annotation, molecular function: ATP binding; protein serine/threonine kinase activity. The coding region runs from base 1 to 1101 and encodes 366 amino acids. The record is from RefSeq and is a predicted model, not a curated record.
AUGGUGUCACCAGAAGCACCUGAAUAUGAAUGCAUUCUGGUGGCUUGGAAGUGGGGGAAGUUUGCAGUGGUGAAGAAAUGUGUCCAGAAAGAUACAGAAAAAGAGUUUGCAGCAAAAUUUAUGAGAAAAAGAAGAAAAGGCAAAGAUUGUCGGAUGGAAAUAAUACAUGAAAUUGCAGUGCUUGAGUUAGCACAGUGCAACCUCUGGGUCAUUAAUUUACAUGAAGUUUAUGAGACAGCAACUGAGAUGAUCUUAGUUUUGGAAUAUGCUGCUGGUGGUGAAAUCUUUGACCAGUGUGUAGCUGAAAGAGAAGAAGCUUUCAAAGAAAAAGAUGUGAAGCGGCUCAUGAGGCAGAUUUUAGAAGGAGUUUCAUUUUUACACAGAAAUAAUGUGGUUCAUCUUGACCUCAAGCCCCAAAAUAUUCUGCUAACUAGUAAAUCUCCUUUGGGCGACAUUAAGAUCGUUGAUUUUGGCCUUUCCAGAAUAAUGAAGAGUAGUGAAGAAUUAAGAGAAAUUAUGGGAACUCCUGAGUAUGUGGCUCCUGAAAUCCUAAGUUAUGACCCAAUUAGCACAGCAACAGACAUGUGGAGCAUUGGAGUACUGGCAUAUGUUAUGUUAACAGGAAUAUCGCCUUUCUUAGGGGAUGAUAAACAAGAAACAUUCUUAAAUAUAUCUCAGAUGAACGUAAAUUACUCUGAAGAAGAUUUUGAACUCCUCUCAGAGGCUGCUGUGGAUUUCAUCAAAACCCUUCUAGUUAAGAAACCCAAGGAACGGGCAACUGCUGAAGAAUGUCUUCAACACCCUUGGCUAGCACAAAGUGAUAUCCCAGAUCCUGCAUGUAGCAAUAAGAGUAUACCAGCUGAGGCAAACACUGCCACCCAGAAAGAUGAGGAUUCUGCAUCUGAAAAGUCUAUAGAUGCCGAGAAAACUGAAGAGGAGGAAUCGGUAGUGACAGAGGAGCUUAUUGUAGUUGCUUCAUAUACACUGGGACAGUGUAGGCAGUCAGAACAAGAAAAAAUAACUGAUCAGAAAGCCAUUUCCAAACGGUUUAAGUUUGAAGAGCCACUGCUGCAAGAAAUACCAGGAGAAUUCAUUUACUGAACUGUAUGGAACACAGUAGUUAUAACUGGAAGGUAACAGUUUCUACAAGAAAAAGGUUUCUGGCCAAAUGAAUUGCACAGAUAUGCAACAAACCCUCUAGGUGAAGAGGAAAAUGUUGAUAAAAGACAACAGAGAAGAGUGCCGCACUUUUUUUUUUCAAUUUCAUGCAGUAAUUAAACAGUUCGUUUUAGAGGGUUGACAGUUCACCAGCAAUAAUGGCUUCCUUUUUUUUUUUUUGUACUUGACACUUUAUUCUUUCUUAAGAGUGUCUUCAAAUACUACAGAAUGCUACUUAUUCCUUUGUUCUGCAGAAGCUGAGGAGUAUUUUUAAUGACAACAGGAAUUUCUUGAUUUAACUUAGUCAUUUGAUGUAAAUAUACGAAGUGAGAUUCUUCUUUGACACCCUUUAAAUAGUUUCACUGACCCUGGUGAAACUUUCUUCUGUGUAAGUGUCAGAAAAGAAUCAGUCCAGCUGACUUGACACCCAGAUUUCAAAGCCUAACAGUGUGAGCUUUCCUUUGAGCUCAAACCACGUAAAGAAUCGCAAGAUCAUCUGACAUGAACCCCAGUCUAGAUUUUGGUUUAGAUUUUGGUAAAGCCCUUGACAGCACCUAUGCCCCAUGGAGAACAUAAAUAAGAUCAGUUCCAAAACAGCAAGGUGCAAUGCUGAAGGGUGAGAGAUGGUUGCUAAUUAGCUACCCCUGAGGGAGCUGUUCUUCACAGAUGUUAGUCUUUUUUUUUCUUUUACCUUGGUAGAUGCCCUGGUAGAAUCAAACUCUGUAUAUUUAUGUCAAAUGUAAUGACUGGGGAGAAAUGACCCAUAGCCUCAUUCAGCUUCACUUAAGUUAAUGGAGUUUUUCCACUGACUUCAAGAUCAGAUUAUUGGUUCUCAGUUUAAAUUUAACAACCUGGAACUAGGGAUAAGGUUAUAAUGGGAGAGUGAGGUCAUUGUUGUCCUCCCAAUUCUCCAGCUGCUUUUGGCAGGGGAGAGAUGGAUCCCUAGACUCAGUUGCAUGGUCUAGUUCAUCCUACACAGCAGCUGAGGAAGAAUGUCCCUUUCUUUUCCAAGGGAUAAAUGAGGGAUUGCUCUUAUCUAGUUCUUCUCUCAGGCUGGCAAGUGUAUAUGAUUGCGACCUUGAGAAGCUGUAAAAGGAUUAUGCUGGUCAGUGAGAAUGCUCUCCUGUUAGGGUGCUUUAUUGGGACCAGCUAGAUGGCAAAAUUUGAGAGAGAUUUUGUGCGAAGAACUCGCAUUGGGCUCCCUACAUUUCCAACAUGUUCCAAUCCCAGUGCAGUUCCAAAAUUCCAUGUCUAUGUAACUGAAGUUUAAUAUUAUCUUGUGAACUGUUAAUGUUCAGGUAUUUGUUCACUUUCCCUGUGCUGUUCAGAAGUCCUCCAUGAUGAUAAAUCAUAUCUAAAGCUUUUUUGUCAUGAUACAAUUAAUAGAAACUCUGCCUAGUUAGGUUUUUUUUCUUCUUCCAUAUAACCACAACCUCUCAUCUGACAACACAACCCAGAAUGUGUUUACCAUUUAAUUUUUUGGUACUAGCAGGCAGAAGUUCCUGAUACUGAAGUCGAAUCUUGACAUCUGUGUAUCUUAACAGAAGAGGUAAAUUGUAGUUUACUACUAAAAAAAAAAAAAAAAGGUAGAUACGAUUUAAGGAUAUUGGUAUAAUAGGAUUGGUAAUAUGAUUGUAAUGGGAAGAGAAGUAAUAUUACCUGAUUAAAUGGAAUGAAGAGUAUUGUGUCCCAAGAGGAGAGGCUGUGUUUUGUUUUUCUUUAAUGCCCGAGUGCUAGAAUCUGGCUGCCUUGGUUAAAGACACACUAGGAAAUUUACACUUAAAUUUAACCAUGUUAUAUUCUUCACACUUUACUUUCAUCUUUGUUGCAUUACAUGCUGAAUAGUCUUUUGAUUAGAGCAACAUCUCAUUCCAGCAGAACCUUGUACAUAAUAAAGGUAUGACAGUCGUUUACUCAAAAGUGAUCCAAAUUGAAUAAUUCAUAUUAUAACCCAAAGCUGAUUUUCAUUUUUUCUGAAGCAUUUAAAAGUUGUACGCUUAGGCCGUGCUUAAGUUUACUCCUUCUGCAGACUAUAUCCUCUCAAACCUGUGUUAAGCAGUUUCCACGUAAGACUUUGGAUAGCCAUGAUAAACUAUUAAUAACCAAGAUUGUAACAAAGGAAGGUUAGUUGUGUUUCAGUCUGCGUACUAGCUUUGUUUUCAUGGACUGUGGAAAUAACCAGCAGGAGUCUUUGGGUCUCUCACAGUCCUGAUCCCUACCCAGUAUUUAUCAAUUCAGUAAUAGUAGUCCCCUCGCUAUUUCGUCCUUUUGCAGUUUGGUCACUUAACCAGAGCAGCUUCUUUGGUCAUGAUGUAUCAAAUCUCUGUUAAUAUCAGGCAUAAUUGAAAUAGGUAUGCCUGGAGUUUGGGGAGAUUUUUUUUAAAUUAUUUUUUGGGUAAUACAACUAUACUUCCUUGCCAAACAACAAAUAGCAAUAAAAGUGAGAGAUUGGAACUUUGUUUAUACUCUAAAUCUACAAAUGGAAAAUACUGAAAAGAAAACAUUUGAUGCUUGCCAUGUUUGCAUAUCCAAAUGCCUGCUAAUAUUUGGAAUUAUCAAUUCUGUUAUUCUUUUACUCGUUUGCAAGUCCCAUAGGAGACUUGGUUAUGGUGUUUAAGCCAUGACCAACUUGUUAAUAGUGGAUUUUGAGUAGAACAGGUCAAAAAUAGAUGCUGAACAGCAUACAAUUUGUGCUAUACUUUUUAGUUUGUAUUGUAUGAUAGUGAAACUUUAAAGUGUUUAAACUAAACAAAUUAUAAUGUAUGUGGUACAAGGCCAGCUUCCUUUGAGUUGGCUGCUUUGAGACUUCCAAUGUGCUGCAUUUUUGUUAACUUUUUGUGCCUUACGGUGUUUGUACAGUAUUUUUAAAAUCAUUU